CAAAAUACGAAAAGUGAUUUAAAUUUAUUUUAAUUUAUAAUGCCACCAAAAAGUAAAAAACCAAAAUCUGAUGUCGAAUCAACUGAUCCAAACUAUGUAAACAAGAGACAGAGAAAUAAUGAGGCAGUCAGGAAAUCUCGGGAUAAAUCCAAGAAGAAAGCAGAAGAGACAAUGUACAAAGUACAAAAGUUAAAAGAAGAAAACAAGAAAUUGGAGGGAAAAAUUGAUGAGCAAAAAAAGACAAAAAAGUUUUUAAAGGAUCUAUUUCUACAACAAACCACAAGCAAGAUGCAAAAUCCAACAGAAGAACAGUGGAAGCUAAUAAAAGAGGAAGAUUCCGAUGACGAUGAAAUAAAUUCUGAUGAAGAUGGCACAUUAGAUGAAAGUCAAAGUCAAUCAAAUUCAGAAGAGUCUGAAUCUGAGCCGGCUCCACCACCACGAAAACAACCUGCUAAGCGUAGAAAGUAAUAAUGUUAAUAAAUGUUAUGUGUAAGUGUU
Chironomus riparius is the source of this 498-nucleotide messenger RNA. The record is from the annotation of a GenBank genome assembly. Lineage: Eukaryota; Metazoa; Arthropoda; Insecta; Diptera; Chironomidae.